UUUAGAUAAUAAAGAGGACUAAACUAACAGAUCGUCAAACGCUUACUCCAAUUUGGUACUGUUCACGAGAGUUGGGAGUGGGAAUUAGUAAAAUGAUAUCAAAACCAGAAGGAACUGAAUGAGUCAAGGUGGAUAUGUGAUUAGCCUUAUUACACUGAUUUUUACAAUUCGAAAUGAUCUUUAUUUGGUUUUAUUAAUGAUUCUCUUUUAUGCUUCAGGUCAGCCAUGAGAAGCUUUUCUGCUUAAAAGAAAGAAACUUGAGAUGAGAAGAAGUAUGAGUUUACAAAAAUGAAGUCUAACAUGAAAAACAUCGGAAGUUGACCGUGGCGACCGGUCUUUUCAUAUUGGCAGGUUCCACCAGAAACAAGCAUAGCUGUAACAAAAGUACCUUUAUUAUAUUUUUCAAGAACCGACGUCUAUGUCCUGUCUUUUUUGUUCUACCCAGCUAUCCAACACAUUCCCUGAUGCGACAAAUCUACAGUGUCCUGAAGAUACCAACGAGAGGCAAAGAAAAGCAAACUUUUUCUUUAUAAUAACCUCUUCGUACUUAAAAAAAUCUUCUUGUUUACAGAUGGAACCGUUUACCAGCUCAAAGCUCAAAUACAUCCAUCAGACCAAAUUUCAUAUUCAGCACCCUGGAUUGAAACGGUUUUUUAAAUGAGCUUUGGAUGAGCUAUGGAAUAAUACAACGAAGCAAGCUCUUCGGUUUCUUUGCUACUUGAUCAUCACUUCACUUGAAUUUCCACCCAAUUCCAUAGUUGGUAUUGGUCUCAUCGCUCCUAUGACUUGACUGUUCAGAAAACUCAACAAAACCAUCAUUCUCCUUUGCUGAUUUCCAUUAUCUUUUCGUUUUUUGUUUACAUUGAAUUCUACCUAUUGUUUACAUAAAAAACCUAAAUUGUGAGGGAUAACAUCAAUACCGUAAUUUAUUUUCUGCAUCCCAACGUCUUAUGGGACGCUAUAAAAUUAGGUAAUAUGGUUCGUUUGCUGACACAGAAUUUGUCUGGCCACGUUAUCUGACAAAGAAUGACUGACGUCAUUGUCCUUGCUAGAGUAAAUUUAAAGGCUUCGGAUUUCUUCCCCACAUGAACUACACCACAGCUAAAGGUUAUCUGAUUAGUGAUCGUUACUUCGCUACACUUCACAAGUAAACAAAGGAUACCUUGCUUUCUUUUUGACUUUCUUAUAUCAUCAUAUUCGAAACCGCAGAUUAACAAUAACCAUGAGUUCGAUUCAUACAGCUAGCAAUAACAACAUUGUCUACCUAGACAUGUCUGAAAUCAUUCGCCCGAUUCCUCCUGUUUUGGACUAUGAAAAAGUCAACAGUAUGAAAGAUACAAUGGAUGGAAAUGUGCCUCCUGCUACUUGCAAUAUUAAUCCAGGAGACCUUACAAAAGGUGAAUUGCCUCCUGUUGAUGUAUUGACUUUUAAGAAAAGUGGUCGAACUUAUUACUUUGCAUUUGGUGGAUGCCAUCGUCUACGCGCUCAUGACGAGUCUGGAAAGCAAAAGGUUCGCUGUAAAUUGGUAAACUGUUCUCCUAAUACCUUGCGCUUGUACUUGGGUGCCUCUGCGAAUAAGUAUUUAGAUAACUAAAGGAAGUGAAAGGGAAGUAAUAUUUGUUUUUGUUGACAUUUAUCAAUCCUUUUUUUCGCUAAGAUGGAGACCCAAAUUAUAAAACCCUAAUUUCUUGCUGAAAAUCCUCAUUUUUUAAGUUGUUUUGACCUUUGUACCUUGUUUUAUUUUGUCUUGUUACAAAUUUUUGUUUAUGCUUUAGAAUUAUUUAUGGAAACAUUCUUGUAAUGUAUAAUAAAAUCAUCUUUAUUAGAUGAGACAAACAAGAUCGCAAAGAUACUUAGCUACUUACAAUGUUAAAAUAGCGGUCUGAAAGGAAAUCGACAGGACGGUUGUAUUUUAGUCAUAUUGAUGAUUUGUA
Messenger RNA from Schizosaccharomyces cryophilus OY26, 1934 nucleotides. Its product is annotated as sulfiredoxin. The transcript has 2 exons. NCBI's taxonomy places the organism in Eukaryota, Fungi, Ascomycota, Schizosaccharomycetes, Schizosaccharomycetales, Schizosaccharomycetaceae. Gene Ontology annotation, cellular component: cytoplasm. The record is from RefSeq and is a predicted model, not a curated record. Bases 1223 to 1594 code for a protein of 123 amino acids. Gene Ontology annotation, biological process: cellular response to oxidative stress. Gene Ontology annotation, molecular function: sulfiredoxin activity.